Messenger RNA from Peromyscus eremicus (cactus mouse), 3828 nucleotides. It is a transcript of the gene Frmpd2, whose product is annotated as FERM and PDZ domain containing 2. The record is from RefSeq and is a predicted model, not a curated record. The transcript has 28 exons. Gene Ontology annotation, cellular component: cytoskeleton. NCBI's taxonomy places the organism in Eukaryota, Metazoa, Chordata, Mammalia, Rodentia, Cricetidae. Gene Ontology annotation, molecular function: protein binding. The coding region runs from base 1 to 3828 and encodes 1275 amino acids.
AUGAAUUCAGCUUCUGUGACACUUGCUAGUGCCCUGCAAGUCCGGGGUGAAGCUCUGUCUGAAGAGGAAAUCUGGUCCCUCUUGUCACUGGCUGCUGAGCGGCUCCUGGAAGACCUCCGUAAUGAUUCCUCGGACUAUGUGGUCUGCCCCUGGUCACUCCUGCUUUCUGCAGCUGGAAGUCUUUCUUUCCAAGACCACGUUUCUCACAUAGAGGCUGCGCCAUUCAAGGCUCCUGAACUGCUACGGGGACCAAAUGAGGAUGAGCAGCCCGAAGCAUCCCAGAUGCAUGUCUAUUCCUUAGGGAUGACUCUCUACUGGUCAGCGGGGUUUCGUGUUCCACCAAACCAGCCCCUGCAGCUUCGAGAACCUGUACAUGCCCUCCUGCUGGCCAUGUGUGAAGACCAGCCUCGAAGACGGCGGCCACUGCAGGCCGUUCUGGAAGCCUGCCGGGUUCAUCAGGAAGAAGUGGCAGUGUACCCAGCCCCUGCCAGUCUCCACAUCAGCCGGCUGGUGGGCUUGGUGCUGGGCACCAUCUCCGAGGUGGAGAGAAGAGUUAUAGAGGAAGGUGCCUGUGAGCAGCAGAGCAGAAGCUACUUUCUCAGGAGCAAGCUGCAUCGGGCUGGCAGUGAGAGCCCUGGAACUCGGGCCUCUGAUGGUCUGCAGCCUCGAAGAGUUUCAGAGAGAAGCACAGAGACACAGAGCUCCUCGGAGCGACGCGGGAGCACCACAGCACACAGUCGGUGCAGCUUCGUUAAUGGUGCUUUUGCAGGUGCGGGUCCCUGUGACUGUGAGGAAGGCCUGCCGUGUGGCUCGGGGCCUAUACUCUUGGCGGAAGCAGAAAAUUCACAGCCAGCAACAUCUUCUCCAAGGAAUUUCCUACAAAGAAAGGGAAAGUUCUCCAGACCAGAGUUCAUCCUGUUGGCCGGCGAGGCCCCGGUGACCCUACAUUUGCCUGGAUCCAUUGUGACCAAAAAAGGGAAAUCCUACUUGGCUCUCAGAGACCUCUGUGUGGUCUUGCUGAGUGGACAGUGUCUGGAGGUGAAGUGUGACAUGGAGUCCACAGCAGGAGCUGUCUUCAAUGCUGUCAUGUCCUUCGUCAACCUUGGAGAGACCACCUACUUCGGUUUGGCUUAUGUGAAAGGCGAAGAGUUCUUUUUCCUGGACAAGGACACCAGAUUGUGCAAAGUCGCCCCAGAAGGCUGGAAAGAACAGCACCCGAAAGGUUCCAUGGAUACUUUGACUCUCUUCCUGCGGAUAAAGUUCUUUGUCAGUCACUAUGGGCUGCUCCGGCACAGCCGGACAAGGCAUCAGUUUUACCUGCAGCUUCGGAAAGACAUUUUAGAAGAGAGGCUGUACUGCAAUGACGAGACCCUGCUGCAGCUGGGGGUGCUUGCCCUGCAGGCUGAGUUCGGCAGUUAUCCUAAGGAGCAGGUGGAGAGUAAACCAUAUUUCCGAAUUCAAGAUUACAUCCCGGCAAGGCUUAUUGAGCGAAUGACAGCAAUCCGGGCCCAAGUAGAAAUCUCCGAGAUGCACCGGCUCAGCUCUGCACCUUGGGGAGAAGAUGCUGAGCUGGAGUUCUUAGAGGUUGUUCAGCAACUCCCAGAAUAUGGAGUCCUAGUUCAUCGAGUUUUUCCAGAGAAGAAGAGACCAGAAGGGAAAAUGGCCUUGGGAGUCUGUGCCAAAGGUAUCAUAGUCUACGAGGUGAAGAGCAGCCGCAGGAUCGCGACAUCACAGUUUCCGUGGAGAGAAACCGGGAUGAUUUCAACUCAUAAAAAAAAGCUCACCAUCACCAGCAGCAUCACCGGAAAAAAGUACACCUUUGUCACCGACUCAGCCAAGACCUGUAAAUAUUUGCUGAGCCUCUGCUCUGCCCAGCACUGGUUUAAUGCACAGAUGAGCUCUGGGCAGCCUCCUCAUCUUCUAAGUGAUCAGUUUAAGUUUGUACAAAUAGCCAACUUGAAUUCUGCACACCAGACACAGACCAACCCUCUCACUUGGGUUCAGAAACUGUCAUCCUCGGAAAACGAACUGUGUGUACCCAGGUUACAGAAUGCCAUGGGAGGCCGACUGAGCACAUCCGUGGAGAGCAUGCAAGGCAGCAAGAAGAUCGGGAUGGAGGGAAUCAGAAACAGCCCUUACAUUGGCCAAGAGCAGCUGGACAGCGUCAGUUUGAUCCAAAAGCCAACUCAGAAUCUCUCUGGGACAGCUGUUCAGAGCAUGCGCACAGAGUCACAGAAUAGCUGGAGGAAGAGCUGUGCGGAAGAACCCAACCCAGACAUCGUGUGUGUGACAUUGAAGCGUGAUCCACAUCGUGGUUUUGGUUUUGUCAUUAACGAGGGAGAAGAAGCAGACCAAGCAAAGCCAGGCAUUUUCAUAUCUUCCCUUAUACCUGGGGGACCAGCAGAAAAGGCUAAAAAGAUCAAACCAGGAGGGAAGAUACUAGCCUUGAAUCACAUCAGCCUGGAGGGCUUCACAUUCAACAUGGCUGUUAGAAUGAUCCAGAAUUCUCCUGACAACAUAGAAUUAAUCAUCUCUCAGUCAAAAGGUGUUUGUGGAAACAGCUCCAGUGAAGAAAAGAACAGCACAACAAGUUCUGGCAUGUUCUGUACAGACAUCCUGAGCAAUGGGCACCAGGGAAGAGAGUCAGCACACACAUAUGACCAGGACAGAAAUGUCAGAGGACCGGAAUUGGCUCAGGCCGCUGGCUAUUGUCCUCCAUCACCUCUAGAAACCAACGCUGGUGAAAUCUACUUCGUGGAGCUCGUUAAAGAAGAUGGAACACUUGGAUUCAGCGUGACUGGUGGCAUUAAUACAAGUGUACCUCAUGGAGGAAUCUUCGUGAAAUCCAUCAUUCCCGGAGGCCCGGCUGCCAAGGAAGGACAGAUCCGACAGGGUGACCGGCUCCUGCAGGUGGAUGGAGUGAGUCUAAGUGGCCUCACUCACAAGCAGGCUGUGCAGUAUCUCAAGGGUCCUGGGCAGGUGGCACGGCUGGUCUUGGAGAGGAGAGGCCCCAGGGCUGCACCACAGUGUCCUUCUGAUGAUGACAGGAUGGGAGAUGAGCACGUGGCCGUUUCCCUGGUAACAGCCAGGUCUGGCAGACCUGCCAUCUCAGUGAUGGAUGGUCCUAAGUUUGAAGUCAAACUGAAGAAGAAUAGCAGUGGUUUGGGGUUCAGUUUCGUGAAGAUGGAGAGAGGAAACUGCAGCCACCUCAAGAGCGACCUUGUAAGGAUUAAGAGGCUCUUUCCUGGGCAGCCAGCUGAAGAGCACGGAGCCAUUGCGGCUGGUGACGUGAUCCUGGCAGUGAAUGGAAAGUCCAUAGAAGGCCUCGCCUUCCAGGAAGUGCUCCAUUUACUGCGUGGGGCUCCAGAGGAAGUGACUCUCCUCCUCUGCCGACCCCCUCCUGGGACACUACCUGAGUUGGAGCAGGGAUGGCAGACCCCUGAACUAUCAGCAGACCAAAGAUUCGCCAUGGCAACGUGCACUGAAUCAGAGCAGAGCCCUGGCCUAGAUCAACAGGACAGCUGGAGGGACCUUGCUUCCCUGGACACGGGGGAAGGCCUGGCUCCCAGGCCAGCAUCUUCCUACAAGGCUGUCAGAGAGGUGAAAGGGGACCAAAAGAGGCAGGGAGCCUGGGCCAGGUCCUUGAUGCACCCCAUGGAAUCCCAUCCUCACGUGUGCAAACUCCACCAGGAAGCAGAGGCCCCAGCGUUGGCUACUUCUUUGGAAAAGGAUAUGAGACAGAACUGCUAUUCUGUGUGUGAUAUCAGGAGACUGGGAAGAUUUUCCUUCUCAUCUUCUCUAACCAGAUUAGCAACAGAUAUUUUCUGA